Ectocarpus sp. CCAP 1310/34 is the source of this 867-nucleotide messenger RNA. Lineage: Eukaryota; Phaeophyceae; Ectocarpales; Ectocarpaceae. The record is from the annotation of a GenBank genome assembly.
AUGUGCACGGGCAACCUCUUCCAGAACAACUACCUGGACGGGGCCUCAAUCGGCGUAAGGUUUUCCGAGACCCGCGACAAUAUGGUGAUAGGGAACACCAUGGUCGGCGUCGGAGAGUCUCUCAUCGAUGACUCUGACGGCCUCGUGUGGUCGGUGAGAGCGAGUUUUCUUUUCUGGAGUAUGUGUGCGUCUCGUAUUCUGCUGGUUGUACUUGUACAUAGUGUGUUGGAAACAACCCGCCCGACAACCUGUGGAUAAGCGAGGGCGUGCGCUCCUUGGGCGAAGAAGCAGCGAGGCAAGCAUGUGGUGGGUCAGAGGACAGUUUUGUGCAUUAUCUCAUGCGUGGAGAUGAAAGUAUCGUAUGCAUAGCUGUCGUUGUACACCACCCCGGAUUCUCAAAGCUCGAUCGCUCCACGAAGAAGAGGAUGUACAGAUCAAACAAUACGCUUUGGGAGAGCUCUCUCUCGACCAUGCGGUGCCAACGCCGCCAUUGACGGCACGGCUACUAUUUCUGCCUUGGCGUAAUGUAGUCGAGCUUUGAAGAUCGAUCCAGGGGGUGUGAUAUCUUACGUCAUGUCAUGUACAGUGAGGUAGAGUGAGUAGUUGCCUGAGGGAAGUUUCUCACCCGUGUCGGGGUGUAGUUGGAGGAUGACUCUUGUCGUGAUUUUUCUGGUGUCGGGAGUGUUUUGCGAAGGGGUCGUCGGGCCGACAGGAGGACGAACGAGUGGGAGACGUCGACACCAACAAGUUGCCACAGGGUGCCGAGUGAUGGUCUACGCCCGUGUUUUGCGAAUGUAUUAGUGCGGCCGGAGGGGUCGGACGCGCAUGCGUUGGAAGGUGUUUACACUUGACCUGUGGACAUUUUUU